Molecule: messenger RNA, 729 nt
Organism: Mesorhabditis belari
Lineage: Eukaryota; Metazoa; Nematoda; Chromadorea; Rhabditida; Rhabditidae
Source: the annotation of a GenBank genome assembly
AUGAUGACAAAAGUGGGAUGGAUGCUCGUUCUUGCGCUCUUCGCUCUUUCGUUGAAGGAUGUCUUCACACGAGAGCACUCCGAGGAUGCGCACGAUGAAGAGGAUUUCAAGAAAGAAUUUGGAGAUGAGGACGCCGACAAAGGAUUUUCUGAAGGAACCGAAGACGAGCACAUUGAAGUGAGGGAACAAUCGCAUUUCGGCAAACCACAACAACCGGUCAUCACGACUAAAGAUUUGCCACCUAUUCGCUUCGAUUUCUGUGUCUCAUGUGGCUACCGACAGGCGUUUGAUCAAUAUUCGCAAUUCAUUCACGAGAAGUACCCAAAUAUGCAAGUCGAGGGUCAAAACUACCCAACCGCACCAUGGAAAAGUUAUCUCGCACAGUUUUUGGGUAUCUUCAAGCUGGCGUUGAUCGCUUCAGUCAUUUCUGGGUCGAAUCCAUUUGAACGACUUGGCUUCGGAUAUCCAACAAUUCUUCAAUGGGCUCACAACAAUAAACUUUCCUCGUGUAUGAUGGCUUUCUUGCUUUCGAAUAUGGUUGAAUCUUCAUUGCUCUCAUCUGGUGCCUUUGAAGUUUAUCUUGGAAAGGAACUUCUAUGGUCAAAAUUGGAAAGCGGACGAGUGCCAGCUCCAGCCGAACUUAUGCAGAUGAUUGAUUCUCAGCUCGAACUUCAAGGAUUGAUUCCAUCUUCGACGGGCAGCUUCUCGCAAGGAUUCGAAAAAGUUCAA